AUGGUGGCUGCUAAGAAAACCAAGAAGACCCAUGAGUCUAUCAACAACAGACUCGCUCUUGUGAUGAAGAGUGGGAAAUACACUUUGGGUUAUAAAACUGUUCUCAAAUCUCUCAGGAGCUCAAAAGGUAAAUUGAUUAUCAUUGCUAACAAUUGCCCACCAUUGAGGAAAUCUGAAAUUGAGUACUACGCCAUGCUGGCGAAGGUUGGAGUUCAUCACUAUAAUGGAAACAAUGUUGAUCUCGGAACUGCUUGUGGAAAGUACUACAGAGUGUGCUGUCUCAGCAUAGUUGAUCCUGGUGAUUCUGAUAUCAUCAAGUCACUUCCUGGAGAUCAAUAG
Molecule: messenger RNA, 339 nt
Organism: Vicia faba (fava bean)
Lineage: Eukaryota; Viridiplantae; Streptophyta; Magnoliopsida; Fabales; Fabaceae
Source: the annotation of a GenBank genome assembly